UUAUACCUGAGUGUAUGCAGUUAACACCCCCUGCUUAAACCAGAGAGAAAUCUACAAGUUCAAUGGAGACAAGCUAAUAACUUCUUUCAGAGGUAACCAAGAGUAAAACUGGAGAUAUGGCAAAUAGCUCCAUCGAAAGGUAUGUGCAGCUGUUCCAGAUAACCGUGUACAUUCCCACAUUUGUCCUGGGAUUGCUGUUCAAUGUGAUGGCUUUGUGGUUUGCCUUUUGUAAGAUCAGGAAGCUGACAGAAUCAACAAUCUACCUGGUGUCACUUAUUACUCUGGAUACCUUACUGUUGUUUACCCUUCCUUUUAAAAUCAUUUCCUACGACUCCAAGAACAAGUGGAACUUGGGGUCUACAUUCUGCUUGUUCCUGGAAAGCCUCUAUUUUGUGAACAUGUAUGGGAGCAUUCUCAUCUCUGCAUGUAUAUGUGUGGACAGAUAUAUUGCCAUCCGACAUCCAUUCUUGGCCAUUUCCCUGAGAUCCACCAAGAAAGCUGCUAUGGUCUGUUCCAUCGUCUGCGUGGGUGUCUGGGCCGGAACUUCUUUUACUUACCAAUUCCAUGAUGGCACAAACACUACGUGCUUCUAUGGCUUCUCUGAUAAAAUAUGGGAAAACCCAGCUGCGCUUGUCACCUUGGAGACUGUGUUUUUUGGCAGCAUGAUAGCAAUGAUCUUCUGCACAGUUCAGAUCAUCAUAUGCUUGAAACGGAGCAGAAGGCCAGACGAUCCCCUUACUGACACAAGUAAAUCAGUGAAGAUAGUCAUGGCAAACCUAGCCACAUAUGUCGUCUGUUUCACCCCUUUCCAUGUGAUGUUCUUCUUGUAUUAUUUGGUUAAAAAAGAUGUCAUCACAAGCAAUCCUCAGCAAAUCAUACACUCUUUUGUUCAGAUCAGCCUCUGCUGGGCUAACCUCAACUGCUGCCUGGAUGCAAUUUGCUAUUAUUUUGUCCUUAAGGAGUUUUUGAAACGCCUACCUCAGGAGAACUAGAUAACAACCAGGAGUAGUUAAUCAAAGUGCUGUGUGUCUCAAUCAUUCUGGGAGCAGAAGGGGAAAGCUUUUGAAAACUGGCCACUUCUAGCUAAUUUUGAAGAUUGUUUUCAUCUGAUGCUCACUGAACUCUCUCUCUCUUAAGCCAACAUCCAAAGGACCAGCAAAAAUCAAUUGCCAGAUAAAAGAAGUUCUAACUAACAGUCAAACAAAACUGUAUUUGAAAACCAAAUGGCUACCUGAAAGUGUUGCCUACUGGAGAGCUAUUUCAAUAGGAACUGUGGGGGCUCAGUUAAUGUAGGUGGAAUUUUUUUAUUUGAAAAUAUAAAUACAGUGAAACCUGUACUAAGAACCACCUCCUUUAUUGUUCCUUUUGCAUCUUGUUUUGUCUCGGUGUUUGUAAAAAAUAAGAAUUGAAACUAUUUCCUAUAAAUGGUAACACAAAUCCCAACCAUGAGUGGUGUCUCUUGAAAAGUGGGUUUAGUGUCAGCAAAGGUUCCAGACUGACUGCCCUGGAGCCAGAGAUCCUCUGCCUAUCCACGUGGCAGGCACAAAUUUAGGUCUGCCUGCUUUACUCACAUUGACAUAUUUUGCAAAUAAUCACAUUGACUUAAGUGGAACUCCUCAAUGAGUAAAGUACUUCUCAGCAUGAAUGAGGGUUGCAUAAUCUGGCCCUAUAUUUGCAUCCAGAACUCCAUAUGAACUUUGUGGUUUGAGGUUGCUCUGAACUAGCAUGUCUUGGGCAUGCCCCUUCCUUGCUUUACAAUCACUCACUGUGGAGCAGGAUUGUGGGCACCUUUUCCCCACCAUAGAGCUACACUGCUGGGGUUUGCUAACAGAAACCCAUAUACCCCUGGGCUGAAUCAAGCCCACACU
This is a messenger RNA of Dermochelys coriacea (leatherback sea turtle), 1868 nucleotides long. Its product is annotated as G-protein coupled receptor 55-like. Gene Ontology annotation, molecular function: G protein-coupled receptor activity. The transcript is spliced from 2 exons. Lineage: Eukaryota; Metazoa; Chordata; Testudines; Dermochelyidae. Gene Ontology annotation, cellular component: membrane. The record is from RefSeq and is a predicted model, not a curated record. Gene Ontology annotation, biological process: positive regulation of Rho protein signal transduction; phospholipase C-activating G protein-coupled receptor signaling pathway. Bases 117 to 992 code for a protein of 291 amino acids.